This is a messenger RNA of Alternaria hordeiaustralica, 2256 nucleotides long. RefSeq lists its product as uncharacterized. The record is from RefSeq and is a predicted model, not a curated record. Lineage: Eukaryota; Fungi; Ascomycota; Dothideomycetes; Pleosporales; Pleosporaceae. The transcript has 3 exons. Bases 1 to 2256 code for a protein of 751 amino acids.
AUGAUCUCGGAUCAUCUCCAAGCUUCUCCUGAUGAGCAAUACCGCGUCGAAUCCGACACAAACGACACAAAACAGCCUCCCACAAACGGAGGAGACCAGGAAACCCCAUCAUGCAUCAUAUGCCACCAUUUCGCCAACGGCGUGGAAACCAGCACGCCAACGGCAGACUUUAUUGUUUCUGCUGGCGAAUGUCAGGGAUGUUCAAUCAUCUUGCAGGCUCUUGAUGCCGUCACCGAUAUUCGACGGCCGGAAUUCACGACCAUCGAUAUUAGGCGCAAAGAGGCGGUUGACCAUUGGCACCUUUUUGACCCCCAGAAUGUCUUAAAUGUGGCCUGCAAGCAGGAGGGUGAAUCAUAUGGCGGUGGGGUGCUGUUUGGCCGGAAGUAUGUUGAUAACAGGCCGAAUGAUUACCAGAUCUACACUCCGGUUGAUGCUGGAGAAGACUCUGCUAUUCCAUGGCUCGGUAUACGCAAUAGUGAAAACGACAAGUACCGAGAGCUAUUAAGCAAUCUCGAAGAUCGUUUGAGUCAAGCGCGCAGCUGGUUCGAGCAAUGCAAGGCUGAUCAUUCGCUGUGUGCACCAGACAAGGGUGAAUGGCCACGUCGUGUCCUCGAUCUCGCAACUGAUCCUAUCCGCCUUGUGGAUAGCGCAUCGAUUGCAUCAGCCUCAGCACAACAGCAGGAAGGUUAUGCUUGUCUCAGUUACGCAUGGGGCACGACCGGCUCCCUCAAGACGCUGAAAAGUAAUCUCGAGACCCAUAUGCAAGGCAUCGAUAUUUCGACACUCCCUCGCACCCUCGCCGAUGCCAUCCACGUGUGCAAGGCUUUUGGCUUGCGAUACCUAUGGAUUGAUGCGCUAUGCAUAGUACAAGAUGAUAUACAAGACUGGACGGACCAAAUUCCACGCAUGAAGUCCAUCUACCCAGGAGCCGAGCUGGUCAUCUCGGCACAGAGUGCAUCCAGCGUCCAGGAAGGAUUUCUGUCCCUCAGCCCUGCCACGAAUGCACCCCUCAAACGUAUUGAGGUACCCUUUCACAUGCCAGACGGCACGUCUCGUACAGUUCAACUCUCCAUUCGCGAGCGAGAGGAACAAUACUGGAGCAACCCAGCACAUCAUUCGUCGCGCCCCAAUAUAGAAGAUGUCGACAUCGACGAACUUCUCACGCCCCUCGCUACCCGCGCAUGGGUGUUCCAAGAGAGCUUCCUAGCGCGCAGAAUACUAUAUGCUACACCAUCUGAACUAGCCUGGCAGUGUAGCCAGCACGAGAGAUGCGAGUGUCGGAAGGAGGCAAAUGAAAACGCCGUUCGAUAUAUCGGCGAAGACGACCAUUUUUUCAACGUGCGUACUCUUGGUCAACUACUCUGUGUAGAAGACUCCCGCGCGACCGACCAACCCAAUUUCAACCAUUCGAAACUAUGGGCCGAGAUUGUAAAGCGGUACUCGGAAAAAAGACUGACCAAAUGGACUGAUCGCUUAGCCGCAAUACAAGGCGUAGUGGGAGCGUUGCAGCAAGCCAUGCCUGACAAGUUCCCGGAGGAAGAUUACCUCUUCGGGCUCUGGAAAUUGCAGCUAGAAAAGUGGCUGUUGUGGCUUCGUCCCCAUCGGAAGCAACCUGGCGACUCAGAGGCAGUUGCUACACUGAGGAAGAUGGCGCCAUCUUGGUCCUGGACGACGACUAUUGGAAACAUCAUGUACUAUGAGUUUAUAUUUGAUCCGGAAGUUGUAACUUACACACGAGUCGUGAACUGGGAACACAAGAAGCCUGAUAGCUCUGAGACAGAGGUAUUCGGAGCGGGCAAGUGUGAGUUGACGCUCCUUGGUUUUUGCCUCCCGGUUCGGUUACCGUUUUCGGGUCACGAGGAUGAAAUGGAGUUGGGCUCGUAUAACCCUUUCCUCAUCCCCGAACGCUAUGCAUCCUCUGAUGCCAUCGGCCCCGCAGUCAUCGACAUGAUACCAGACGACCCGACGGACACAACCGUGUUGUCCCGCGUCACACAUUUCGCGCCUUUAGUAGGCAUCCCGCAAGUGUUCGGCGACAAUCCAAUGUUGCGUUGCCAGGGCUUGUUUCUGGAAAAAAUAGCUGGCCCAGAAGAUGAGGGAGGGCCGAGUACUUGGGAAGUUGAUGGUGUCACUCUCAAGGUCGAGGGUACGUUCAAGAGAGUGGGAUUUGGCUAUGAUGAUUGCAGAUAUAUGCAUCUUGGCUGGGAUGAUAUCGAGGACCAACAGAGCGAGCUUCGUGUAUUUAAGCUUAUUUGA